AGAACACGCCCAGCCUUCAGUUCAGCCUAGUGAGCUGAGAGGAUCUCUCUGCAGCUCUGAUACAUUUACCGUUUUAAGAGGUAAAAUACUAUUUCAACAGCUUUUUUUCUGGAGAAUGAUACACUUAAAGGAAAGGGGCAUAUCAUGCUAAGAGAUGAGGAUGACACAAUAUGUGCCCUUUAAUUAUUUUCCUGGGAAACAAAGUGCCAGAAGAAAGUUCCACUGUUAGUCCUGUGUAUGUCUGCCACAUAUCUAUUGGCUGCUGCUGAGUAAGGGCUGACGCUUUGGCUGCUCACAUCACUGAGGAUUUAGAAUCUCAAAGUCGGAAGUUCUUCAACUGCGAUAACCAGUUUCAUAAUGGCCUCAAUUGAUCCUUAUCAACAUAUAAUCGUUGAACAUCAGUAUUCUCAUAGAUUCACAGUAACCGUAAUAAAGGCCACCAAUGUCACAAAGGGAACAUUCGGCGAUAUGCUUGACACCCCAGAUCCCUAUGUGGAACUUUAUAUUUCAUCCGCACCAGAUAGCAGGAAAAGGACCAAACAUUUUAACAAUAAUAUCAACCCAGUCUGGAAUGAGACAUUUGAAUUUAUUCUGGAUCCUAACCAAGAUAAUGUUUUGGAGAUAACUCUAAUGGAUGCAAAUUAUGUGAUGGAUGAAUCUCUGGGCACUACAACAUUUCCAAUCUUGUCAGUUAAACCAGGAGAGAAGAAACAAGUCCCAUUUACUUUUAAUAAGGUCACAGAGAUGAUACUGGAAUUCUCUCUUGAAGUUUGUUCAUCCACUGACCUGAGAUUCAGCAUGGCCCUUUGUGAUCAGGAAAAGCUUUUCAGGCAAAAGCGCAAAAACAAAGUCAUCAAUGGACUAAGGAAACUUUUAGGUCCAGAAAAAACGCAAGAUCUCAAUUCAACUUCAAGAGAUGUACCAGUAAUUGCUGUGCUUGGAUCUGGAGGAGGCUUCCGUGCAAUGAUUGGAUUCUCAGGUGUCAUGAAAGCGUUAUAUGAAUCAGGAGUUCUAGACUGUGCCACGUAUGUUGCUGGUUUGUCUGGAUCUACAUGGUACAUGUCUACACUUUAUUCACAUCCAGAUUUUCCAACUAAAGGGCCAAAGGAAAUAAACAAAGAAUUAAUGCAUAAUGUUAGUUACAACCCGCUACUCCUGCUCACUCCUCAGAAAGUAAAACGCUACGUCGAAGCCUUGUGGAAAAAGAAAAGCUCUGGCCAGCCAGUCACAUUCACUGAUAUUUUUGCCAUGCUUAUCGGAGAGACGCUCAUUAAAGAUAGAAUGAACAGAAAACUGAGUCACAUGCAGGAAAAAAUAAAUGAUGGUCAGUGUCCCCUGCCAUUAUUUACUUGUCUUCAUGUUAAACCGGAUGUGUCGGAGCUGAUGUUUGCAGAUUGGGUGGAAUUCAGCCCAUAUGAAAUUGGAAUGGCCAAAUAUGGCACCUUCAUGCCCCCUGGCCUUUUUGGAAGCAAGUUUUUUAUGGGAACUGUGAUAAAAAAGUAUGAAGAAAAUCCUUUGCACUUUUUCAUGGGUGUCUGGGGCAGUGCUUUUUCAAUAUUAAUCAACAGAGUGCUUGGUGUUUCCAAUAACAGCAAAGGUUCCACAAUGGAAGAGGAAAUAGAAAAUCUCAAGCCAAAGCACAUACUCGGCAAUGACAGUUCUGACAGUGAUGAUGAGAUGCAGGAACCAAAAGGUACUGAAAAUGCUAAAGCAGAGGAGGAAUAUCUGAGAAAUAAUCAAGCCAGUUGGGUGCAGCGUAUGCUGAUGGCGAUACUGGGUGACUCUGCUAUAUUUAAUACCCGUGAAGGAAGAGCUGGGAAAGUGCACAACUUCAUGCUUGGAUUAAACCUUAAUACAUCAUACCCAUAUUCACCUCUUUCAGGCUUAUGCACUCAGCAGUCUAUGGAGGAGGAUGAGCUUGAUGCUGCUGUUGCCGAUCCAGAUGAGUUUGAGCAAAUAUAUGAACCACUUGAUGUGAAGAGCAAAAAAAUACACAUAGUGGACAGUGGGCUAACGUUUAAUUUGCCAUAUCCUCUUAUUUUAAGACCUCAAAGAGGAGUUGAUUUAAUAAUUUCAUUUGAUUUUUCUGCAAGGCCCAGUGAUUCAAGUCCACCUUUCAAGGAACUCCUACUUGCUGAGAAAUGGGCACGGAUGAAUAAGCUGCCCUUUCCAAAAAUAGACCCACACGUCUUUGACCGAGAAGGACUGAAAGAAUGCUACAUAUUUAAACCAAAAAACACAUCAGUAGAAAAAGAUUGCCCUACCGUCAUUCAUUUCGUGCUGGCUAAUCUUCAGUUUAGAAACUUUAAGGCGCCAGGCGUGCCACGGGAAACCACUGAAGAGAAGGAAUCUGCUGACUUUGACAUUUUUGAUGAUCCAGAAACACCAUUUUCCACAUUUAAUUUCCAGUACCCAAAUGUGGCUUUUAAACAGCUGCAUGACCUUAUGGAGUUCAACACUCUGAACAACAUAAAUGUAAUUAAGCAAGCCAUGGUCGAAAGUAUUGAAUACAGAAGGCAGCACCCGUCCCGUUGUUCCGUCUCAUUAAAUGAUGUGGAAUCACGGAAGUUACACCACAAAGAUUCCCAAAGCAAGUUUCAAAUGUGAACUCUACAUACCCGGAUAUGGAGAAUAGCUGUAUAUGAGUACAUACCAGGAACUGUUUAGGCAACUAACCUUAAAACAUCAAUCUAUAUCAGCAGGAAGGCUAUCAUUAAGUAAUGCUACAUCAGUUACAUCAUUUAUUUUUCUAUUGCUGUUGAAUAGGAUUUAUUAUGAAAUAGCAUGAAACCUCCAUUGCUGUAGAGACAAAUGCUUCUCCCUCCGAGACAUGCUGAUUGUUUGAUCUGUAUUUUUAUAUAUUGAGUAUAUUUAAAAAAAAAAAAUGGAAUCUCCUUGUAAGCUAAGUAUCCAUUCGCUUUACUCAAUCACUUGGAGUUGUGUAGGGGGUAUGAUUACGCACCGGUAUAAUUAUUAAUAGAGAAAAAGAAAGUGAAAAGCAGUAAACCCCACACUCUCCAAAAUUGAUUUUAGAAUAACUAAAAAAUUAGCAGAUUUUUCGUACAGUGCUGAAUGGCAUUAUCAUCCAGUGUAUAAAUCAACUUCAAUUCAUUAAUAAACUAUUUCAAUUAAUUUCCGUUCAUUAGUGUUUAAUAAAUGAAUUCAAUAAAGUGACUGUGCUUAAGUAUAAAUAUUAAAAAGUUAGUGUAUAGUUAUAUAGAUUAAAAACGGCGCCAGCAAUUCAUGAGUUAAAGAAUGGAAACAGAAAAUAGUAUAGAGGUGGAGUUGUCCUGAAGAUUUUAUUGAAUUCAUUUAUUAUACACUAAUGAAUAGAAAUGGUUUAUUAAUGAAUUGAUGUGGUGUGCUGGCAACAAAGUUGAUUUAUACACUGGAUGAUAUUGGCAUUCUGCACUUUAAGAAAAAUCUGAUAAUUUUUUAAUUAUUCUAAAAUCUAUUUUGGAAAGUUUGGAGAGUGUGGGGUUUACUGCUUUUCUUUUCUUUUUUAAAAUAAUAACCUUUUAAUUUAGUUAAAAAAAUUAAAAGAAAUUUCAAAUCCUUUGUUUCUUUAUCCUUUAUCCUAUGUUUCUUUAUGAAGAGCAUCUGUACAUCUCCAUUGAUUUUUUGCCAAUCCCUUCCAGGAUAAGUGGAUUUUCACAGGCACCUAUAAAGCCAGACCAAAAGUGCUGACCGUUCCAUUCACAAUAUGAAAACACAUAAUUUUAUUGGAAGACCCUUUGGAGUCAUGGGUUAAAUCCUUGGGUUUGUUUUCAGCCUUUUCAGGUUUUUUUUUAAAUUCACAGUUCUAUUCAUGUGACAUAGGACAUCUAUUCCAUGUGUGUAAUGCACAGAGAUAACACUAGAACAAUUAAGCAAAGCUUCUGCAGGGCUGUACAGUGUACACAAGGCUCAGUAUACUUGCUGGCUGGGCCUCCAGACUGGAUCCUUGCUAGGGACCAAGUGCAGUACAGUGGUGGCCUUUAGAAUGAUGUUAUGGAACUACUGGUAGUCCAAAGACGUCCAACUAAGUUAAGGUGAUAUAAGAAGACAGAGUCCUUGAAGGUAGGUUUUGCUACUGAACAUUUUUAUUAUUAGAGUUGUAAAAUGAUCACUUAAUUCUGUGAAGUUAUGUUUGCAGAUACAUUGUAACGUUUUGCCAAAGAUCAUACCAAAGAGUGAAUUACAUGUAGCACUAUUGCCUAGCCAUGCUUGCACUAAAGCAAUGAUUGGAUGCCACUACAGUGAAGCUAGAAAAGAAUGCAUUGGACAAUAAGAGAUAGUAGGUCAUUUGCACUGACAUAGUUGCACUUUUUCUCCAGCGCCAUGAGAAAAUUUGUUCUAUUAUCACACUUGCAGGGAUUGAUCCACUUGUGUUCCUCAUUGGAUAUGAUUGUGUUAUACUGUGCCAAGUGUCAUGUACCUUUACCCAUACAGGCUGAGCUUGUUAUUGCUUCUACUGCAUAAGCAUCUUAUUAAAAUGAAAUGUUACAAGUGGCAUUUGCUGAUAAAGGCUUUCGAAAGAAAAACAGCAUAUUCACAAGUGUCUAAACCCAGGAAGCAGUUAUUAAAGGGGUUGUCCACCUUCAAACACCUAGUUGUUUUCAGAUACAUCACCAGAACUAAAGACAUUUUCCAACUACUUUCUAUUUUCUAUGUGUGGCAGUUUUUCUAAUAUU
Molecule: messenger RNA, 4673 nt
Organism: Xenopus laevis (African clawed frog)
Lineage: Eukaryota; Metazoa; Chordata; Amphibia; Anura; Pipidae
Gene: pla2g4a.L
Product: phospholipase A2 group IVA L homeolog
Exons: 18
Coding region: 358-2607 (749 amino acids)
Biological process (GO): phospholipid catabolic process; glycerophospholipid catabolic process
Cellular component (GO): cytoplasm; endoplasmic reticulum; Golgi apparatus
Molecular function (GO): A2-type glycerophospholipase activity; phosphatidylcholine lysophospholipase A1 activity; glycerophospholipase activity
Source: RefSeq, a predicted model, not a curated record